AUGGAGCGCAUCGUCCGCCCUGUAUCCCGGCAAUUGCUACGCCCUCGUCUGAGAUAUCCUUUCCCUAUUCCAGCAUCGCCUGUCGCUAAGAGGCUCUACACUAUGGGAAGCAGACCUGAGUUGAAGGACAAAUCCCUCCUCAUCGAGAAAUCUUACAUCAAUGGCGAAUGGGUGGGCGCUCAGUCGGGCGCAACCUUCGAGGUCCAUGAUCCUGCCACCGGUCACUUGAUCGGAACAUGCCCCGAACUCAGCACUAGCGACGUCGAAAAAGCCAUCGAGGCAGCCUCGGAGGCCUUCCCCAAAUUCCGCUCCCUCCUCGCCCGCGAGCGCGCCCGCAUGCUCCGCCGCUGGUACCAGCUAAUGAUCGAUAAUGCCGAGGAUCUCGCUACGCUGAUCACCUGGGAGAAUGGCAAGCCGCUGGCCGACGCCAAGGGCGAGGUGAACUAUGCCGCCUCGUUCUUCGAGUGGUUCAGCGAGGAGGCGCCCCGCGUGUACGGCGACACGAUUCCCUCCAGUGUGCCCGGAAACCGUGUUAUGACUAUCAAGCAGCCCGUUGGUGUGUGCGGUCUGAUCACCCCUUGGAACUUCCCGGCUGCGAUGAUUACCCGCAAGAUCGGUCCUGCUUUGGCGGCGGGCUGUACCGUUGUGGCGAAGUCGCCUGCAGAGACUCCCUUCACGGCCAAUGCGCUCGCGGAGCUGGCGCAUCGUGCUGGCAUUCCGAAGGGUGUUGUGAAUAUUGUCACUGCGGCGAAGAACACUCCUGAUGUAGGAGAGCUUAUUAAUACCCAUCCUGAGGUCCGCAAGGUGUCGUUCACCGGUUCGACUAAUGUCGGCCGUCUGCUUAUGAAGCAGGCCUCUUCUACGCUCAAGAAGGUUUCAUGGGAGCUCGGUGGCAACGCCCCAUUCAUCGUGUUCGACGACGUGGAGGACCUCGACACUGCCGUCGCAGGCGCCAUCGCCUCCAAGUUCCGCAGCUCCGGCCAGACUUGCGUCUGCGCCAACCGCAUCUACGUGCAGAGUGGCAUCUACGACGAGUUCGCCAAGCGCUUCACGGCCAAGGUCAAGGAAUUCAAGCUCGGAGUCGGAUUCGAGGAGGGUAUCACCCACGGCCCUGUGAUCCACGAGCGCGCCACUAGCAAGGUGCACGAGCACGUCCAGGACGCGACCAGCAAAGGUGCCAAAGUGCUUAUUGGUGGCCAGAAGGCUUCCGCGCUGGGACCCAACUUCUACGAACCUACCGUGCUUACUGGUAUGAGCAAGGAGAUGCUGAUUGCCUCGGAGGAGACUUUUGGACCCGUUGCUGGCCUCUUCGCUUUUGACACUGAGAAGGAGGUUGUUGAACUAGCUAACAAGGCCGAGGUUGGUCUUGCGGGCUACUUCUUCAGUAGCAAUGUUGGGCGGAUCUUCCGCGUUGCGGAGGCGUUGGAGGUUGGUAUGGUCGGUGUGAACACUGGUUUGAUCAGUGAUGUUGCCUCACCAUUUGGUGGUGUCAAGCAGAGUGGCUUUGGCCGCGAGGGCAGCAAGUACGGUAUUGACGAGUUCACGGUUAUCAAGAGCGUCACUUUUGGCGGUAUCGGAGCUCUACAAGCAUAA
Messenger RNA from Penicillium chermesinum, 1593 nucleotides. RefSeq names its product NAD-dependent succinate-semialdehyde dehydrogenase. The coding region runs from base 1 to 1593 and encodes 530 amino acids. The record is from RefSeq and is a predicted model, not a curated record. Gene Ontology annotation, biological process: GABA catabolic process. NCBI's taxonomy places the organism in Eukaryota, Fungi, Ascomycota, Eurotiomycetes, Eurotiales, Aspergillaceae. The transcript is spliced from 5 exons. Gene Ontology annotation, molecular function: succinate-semialdehyde dehydrogenase (NAD+) activity.